Dipodomys ordii (Ord's kangaroo rat) is the source of this 948-nucleotide messenger RNA. Its product is annotated as olfactory receptor 4D6. Gene Ontology annotation, cellular component: membrane. Gene Ontology annotation, molecular function: olfactory receptor activity; G protein-coupled receptor activity. The record is from RefSeq and is a predicted model, not a curated record. Lineage: Eukaryota; Metazoa; Chordata; Mammalia; Rodentia; Heteromyidae. The coding region runs from base 1 to 948 and encodes 315 amino acids. Gene Ontology annotation, biological process: G protein-coupled receptor signaling pathway. The transcript has a single exon.
AUGAGCCAGACCAACCACACUACUGUGAAGGAAUUUGUCUUCUUGGCCCUGACACGCUUCCGAGAGCUGGAGUUCUUCCUGUUUGUGCUCUUCCUCUCAAUGUACGUGACAACCCUGCUAGGAAAUGUCCUGAUCGUGGUCACCAUCACCUCGGAAUCCCGCCUCCACACGCCCAUGUACUUCCUCCUGAGGAACAAAUCAAUCCUGGACAUUGUGUUUUCCUCCAUCACCGUCCCCAAGUUCCUGGUGGAUCUUGUAUCGGAGAAGAAGACCAUCUCCUACAAUGGCUGCAUGGCACAGAUAUUUUUCUUCCACUUUGCUGGUGGGGCAGAUAUUUUUUUCCUCUCCGUCAUGGCCUGUGAUAGAUACCUGGCAAUCGCCAGACCCCUGCAUUACAUGACCAUCAUGAGGAAAGAAGUGUGGCUGGCCUUGGUGGUGGCUUCCUGGGUAGGAGGUGGUUUGCAUUCCAUUGUCCAGAUAUUUCUACUGCUUCCACUCCCCUUCUGUGGCCCCAACACCCUGGAUGCCUUCUACUGUGAUGUGCCCCAGGUGGUGAAGCUGGCCUGCACCGACACCUUCGAGUUAGAGCUUCUCCUGAUCUCCAACAACGGGCUGGUGACGCUGCUGUGGUUCCUCCUCCUCCUGGGCUCCUACACUGUCAUUCUGGUGAUGCUACGAUCUCAUUCUGGGGAAGGUCGGAAAAAAGCCCUCUCCACCUGUACCUCCCACAUCCUGGUGGUGACUCUCCACUUCAUGCCUUGUGUUUACAUCUACUGUCGGCCCUUCACCACGCUGCCCAUGGACACGGCCGUGUCCAUCAAUAACACGGUGGUCACUCCCAUGCUGAACCCCAUGAUCUACACUCUGAGGAACCAAGAGAUGAAGUCAGCCAUGAGGAGACUGUACAGGAGAAGACUUGGGCUCUCGGAGAGCAGGAAGCGAGGGUGA